AUGAGCGCCGACGCCGCCGUUCCGCUUCCGUCCUCGUCCUCACUCCCUCCGCCGUCGAGCCGGAACCAUGGAGCGCCCUCGAGCGCCGACGCCUUCCUCGCCCACCUCUCGCGGUGCAUGCAGACGCGGUCCGGGGCCGAAACCGUCCUCCUCUUCGCCUGCUACGCCUCUCGGCUGACGGGCUCCGUGCUGGAAGCCGUCGGCGGCGCAGCCGCUCGACAGUCGGCGCGCCGCCGCCUCGCCGCCGCCGCCCUGGCCUUCAAGCUGCCGCCGUCAACAGCCGUCCUCGUGGCCUCGGCCGCGCCGCGACCCCCGCUCGCCGCGCUCGCCCUCGGGCUCGGCGGCCGGUUCAAGGCCCUCGCCGCCAUGAUCAGCGAAACCCGAACCAUGGGCCGCCUCUGGGGCCUCCUGGGGCUCUACUUUGCCGCCAAGAGACUGCUGCUCAAGUCCCGCGCCGCCGCCGCCGCCGGGAGCCCCGAAAAGACGCCCCCCGCCGCGGCAAGCGACCCGCCCGAGGAGGAGGCGCUGUUCGACACGCUCGUCGCCUACGCACAGGUCGCCUCGCUCGUCGUCUACCAGGCCUCCGAGAACGUGGCCUUCCUGUCGAGCAGGAAGGUGCUGCCGUUUUCGCCGACGACCCAGGGCCGCCUGGGCCUGCUGAGCGUCCGCGCCUGGGGGCUCUACGUCGCCAUGGAGGGCGCGCGCUUGCUGGUCGAGCGAAGCCGCCGGACGGCCGGCGCCGCGGGCGCCCCCGAGGACGCCGAAUGGGCGGCCGCCUGGAACAAGAGCUUCUACAGGAACCUGGCGUGGGCGCCGCUGACGGUCCACUGGGGCUCCGCCGCGGGCGGCUUCUUGCCGGACAUGGCGGUUUCGCUGCUGGCCUUUUACCCGGCCGCCGGUGCCAUGGCGGACUUGUGGCGGUCGACGGCGCGGCCGGGACAGACCGCCGAUGGAGGACCGUGA
Messenger RNA from Metarhizium album ARSEF 1941, 963 nucleotides. RefSeq lists its product as uncharacterized. The transcript has a single exon. The record is from RefSeq and is a predicted model, not a curated record. The coding region runs from base 1 to 963 and encodes 320 amino acids. NCBI's taxonomy places the organism in Eukaryota, Fungi, Ascomycota, Sordariomycetes, Hypocreales, Clavicipitaceae.